Messenger RNA from Bursaphelenchus okinawaensis, 4621 nucleotides. NCBI's taxonomy places the organism in Eukaryota, Metazoa, Nematoda, Chromadorea, Rhabditida, Aphelenchoididae. The record is from the annotation of a GenBank genome assembly.
AUGAGGGAAUCGUAUCCCUUUGCACUGCCUUUUCUUUUUCUACUUGUAACAUGUAAGUUUCAUUUAUUUUAGCUGUUUUUUUGGUAUUACUGUUAUUUUUUGGAGAAAUUAUCGCUUUUGUGACCUUUCGCAGCCUGCGCUAUGUGGGCGCAGAUCAAAAAUUAAGAAAAACAGUUUUUUUCACUUUUCUGGUAACAUUUGUUAUAAGAUUUCAAUAUUAGCUUUAAAACACUGAUUUAAAACCUUAAAAGUGCAUUUAAAAAAUAAACCUUACACUUUUAAGUUAAGUUUUUUUAUUUUUCAGCUCAAAACGUUCAGCUAUCUCCUCCAAGCGGAGCUUUCGUCUUGAGAAGGUCAGAUGAGAAGCCCAAUCCCUAUUUCUCUUCAUUACCUAACUCAACAGAGAUCACAGAGUUGUAUCUACAGAAUGGGUGUGCUUUCAACGCUGAUCAGACGGUCUCUCAGAGGAUGGGCGGCCGAUCCUUUUACGAACAUCUGUUUCCGGCCGCUCAGAAUCUGCACUGCACGGUGAAUGUGAAGCUGGCCAAGGAGAAGAUCUACUUGGUAAGGGUUUGAUUUACUUGAGCAUGUUUUAAAUAUACUAAAAUUGUAUUUCAUUUUUGCAGGACCGACCAUUCGUGGACAUUGUAGUACUUCGGGAUCCUGUUUGGACUAGCCUUUUCAAACAUCGACUAUGUGUUACAGUACAACUGACAAAUCAGGCUGGUGCUUCUGUUGCUGGUUCUUGUAUAUUCCACGAAAGACAUCCGAACAAGCAUUCUUGUCUGAUACGACAAGUGGUACCGUUUUCAUGGUUCCAGAUUAAAGCCGGGAAUGAGAAGAAGGAACAGGUAAUAAUUGUGUUGUCUUAAGUUAUAUGUUGGUUUUAAUUGUCGGAUAUCAUGUUUAAUUAGUUUAAUAAAAAAGGUAGAAAAAUUUAUAUUAAUUUGAUGACAUUUUAGAUAGUAUCAGUGUCUUACUCUGUGAAACGACAAUGUUCAUCUCCAGAAUUCCCUUUGUUUGGUCAGAGAUUGAAGUUGAUGUCUUCAGUUAGUACCCUAACAACCUUUGUGACCAGUAAACAAGAUGUUGGGUAAGUUAUGUCAAUAAAACCUUUAUUCUUUCAAUUAUUUGUAUUUUUUUAAAUAAUUAAUUUUACUUUAUUGUAUGUUUUCAGCCAUAUAACAGUCUUUGCCCGACCCAAUAUAACAUUUGCCACAGAAUCUAUGUCAUCGUUGGUAUUUGGUUUCAAACGGAAUUCGACGACCAAUAAUUCGACAGAAAUUGACAAAUUAAAUGUGAGGUUCUACGUUGAUGACAGGUUCGAGGUAAUAUCUACGUCAGCAUUAGACCCAAGGGCAUGGAGAGUUCGAGUGGAAACUAUCAGUGAACCCAAGAAGUUCACCAUGUUUCAGUUGAGCUACAAUGGGCGAGAAACUCUUGAUGACAAGUAAGUAGUUAUAUAAUGGUACUUUACUCAUCUAUAUUAAUAUCAAUAUUCGAAGUUACUUAUCUUGAUAUUAGGAUAUGUAUUCAUCAAUUCGUUUUCAGUUGGGACCAGCACAUCUUUGCAGUGCUUCUGAAGCUGCGUAACAGAAUCGACAGCAUUAUACGACCAAAUCAGACGACGCAAACCCAGAUUCAGUUCUUAUGGAAUGUUGAAUUUGAUACUGAAACUGAUAUCUUAUCCAAACCAGCUGAUAAAGAUAAUAAAUUGGUGGUGAAACCAGCCUAUUACAAGGUUUCAAAGACUAUCAAUAUUGGAUCUGAUGCACCAUACGCUUUGGUACCGGUUUCUAAGGUAUGAAGUGGCAAAAUGUGCUUAAUAUUAAUAAUAACAUUGUCAAAACAUUGUAAAUGGUAUAUUAGAUACGAUAGUAUAAUUUUACUACUAUAAAUAUCCUCAACCUAUGUUUAUGUUAACCUACAUUACCUGUUUUCAGUCCAACGACCUUAUCAACACAGCCGUCCUCACCGGAGUCCAAGUAUCAACAUCAAUGCGGGUAUACGUCGUGACAGAGGCGGGUCAGCUACAAGAUAUCACGGAUAAAUGUCAUUGUCAGUCUACCGAAGCUCGUAUCAUCAAAGUGUCACCUACAUGUACCUCCGUUUAUGUGGAUGGAUCAGAACUCAGAGGAAGAUCAAGUGUAAACAUAGGUGUUAUGUUCAAGAACAUGUCAGCCAAGGCAUCUUUUGUUGUGUGGUAUCCGAAGCUACCGAUCACCGUGUGGGUAGCUGACAGGAAUCUGAAUGCCGUCAGUGAUUGGAGAAUAGCUGGAUGGGAGAACUUUGGCUCCAGAAGGAAGCGGAAGGCUGCUCAGUCUGUUUGUGAGGAUAGGUAUCAACAAACGGAGGUAAGUCUAGUAAUUUACUAAUUACUCGGAUAGCCAAACUAGGGCUUAAUUAAAAUAUUGACAACGCUUUUUUAGGUUCGUGUCCUAGCCGCCUUCCACAUUGUAGACGAAGAGACUGGAGAGAAGUCUUACCUAUCAGGGUCCCAUGAUCUCUUCUUCGAUGUAACUCAGAUCUCCCAGCAACGUUUACACUCUUCCAACCCUGCCAUCGUCUCUAUUCGCAGGAAAGAUGGCCGAGUGUUAGCCAUCGGUCAUCAUCCUGGCCAGGCUAGACUAGCCAUAAAGUCUGUAACAGGAAGCGAAGUUGAGUACGGUACUGUGGAUGUAGUAGUAUCCAAAGAUACCGUAUCUGCUGUCCAGUUGUUUGUCAGAGUCAUCGCUGAUGUUCAACUAGAACUCCAGUCCAAGCCAGCCAUACCAUUCCAGUUUGAGCUGGUAGCGAGAACUAAUGGAUUGCUGGCACAGAAGUUCCAGCAUGCUACACUAGAGAUCUUCAUCUUCUACUCUGACGGUCAGAAAGAGCUGCUGUCUGAUGUGGAUACCAACUUCUACUCACUCUCUAUCUACACAACAGAUGAGAAUGCCCUGAAGAUAGGCCAACAACGUGGUACUUCUAACGUUGAACUGGUCCUUCUGGAUGACAAACCUGACAUCAAGCUGACGGUGGAGAUGAGAGCUCCAAAAGUAUGUGACGAUCCAGAUCUACCUUCAUUAGCAGCCGGAAUGACACCGUUGGAUACUGGAGUAAAGUCAGCGGUGUUGAAGACACAACAUAUCUAUGUUGAUAGUGCUGAGAAGAUACGUAAGUAGUUAAAAUCACACUUUUAGUGUUGCCUAGGACAUCAAUUACAUUAUAAAAGUUUGAGCUACCUAUCUUGAUUUUGUAUACCAAUACAUUUUUCAGAAAUGAACGUCACCAACCAACAGCCUGACACUUCAGAUUCCUCGAUGGGUCUUCAGCCUCUUCUGGUCGUUCUCCUUCUUCUCAUCCUUAUCGUAGGUCUCUACCACGUCAUUACUGGACACUUCCGUGGAUUCCAUAAUGGCUACGAGAAGCUGGUGAUGCCGUUGUUAGCUAGGCUAUCUUCGAAUGGCAGUUUAGUCAGUGAGAAUGUUGGGGAAGGAGAGAAUACAUCAAAAGAAUUCGUCUGGCUCCCUAGAAGUCAAAUCGACAGUAUGAGUGUGAACAGCAGAUUCAGUCAGAAGAGCACGAUGAAUGUGACUAAUGGUACGAACUCGAGUAACAGUUCGUCUUCUUCAAGUGGUAAUGGCACCAAUCGAAGUGUUUCUGUCUCGUAUCGAGGCUCGGAAAUCAGCAUCUUCAUCUCUCCACAGACCAAGGGAGGGGUUUCUGUAGGUUUUACUACGGCAGCAUCGUAAACGUAUACUGUAUCAGCGUUUUAUAUUGUCAUAUUAUAUCGUAAAAAGUGGCUGUCGUUAACAAAACUAUCAAAACAUUUAACUUCAGGUAAACGAAGAACAACGCCAGCUACAGCAAGCCAGUUGGAGGUCGACGAACGGCAGAACUAAUCGAGUUCGACGUCAGAAUGCUUACGGAUUCCAGAUUCCGAGACUGAAUGAAGGUGCUGUCAGUGUGCACGACAGACUCAGUGAAUCGAAUUAUGUUGGAAAGUACGGUAAUGUGGCUCACAACUCUCUGAAUGCUCGUAUCAUACGAAGAAGCAGCGAUCAUAUGCCAUUUGCUGAAGACUUUGCAUCUGUAAAGCAGAGAGGAGCGCUGAGGAAAGAUGUAAGUGGUACUUGACGGCAUAUCGUGGUAAUAGCCAUCAAAAUCUGCUAACUCUUUAAUGGCUACUGUAAAUUUUUUAAUUUUUACUGUAGCUAUAUCCAUUUUUAAAUUGAAGGCUUUUUCAAAUUAAAUGCUAUAACUUUAGAUGUACAACAUAACCGCCCCUCGCUUCAACCGUACCAACUCAUCCUCUAACCAGAUAUGCGAUCGCCAACAGAUUCCAUCUUAUCUUCGUCACUCUGCUCAUCAACUGCCAUCGUACGGUAAAAGGGAUCGUCCUAAUGGUCUAAUGUAUGGAUCAGCAUCAAGUUACGUACCUUCGAUAGUAAAGGACAAGUACAGUGAGUACGAUCUUGGAAUGGGAUCAGACUCGUCUCCAGAAGAAAUGACACCACCACCCACACUGGCUCCACACUACUUUCAGAGUUGGAUGACAGCCGGUUCCAUUGAGAAGCUGCCGAGGGCUUCUGUCUCUCCUAGAAAGCCUAACUGCGAUCUACGAGAGACUGUAGCAUAG